Zychaea mexicana is the source of this 1140-nucleotide messenger RNA. RefSeq lists its product as uncharacterized. The record is from RefSeq and is a predicted model, not a curated record. The transcript has a single exon. Gene Ontology annotation, molecular function: zinc ion binding; sequence-specific DNA binding; DNA-binding transcription factor activity, RNA polymerase II-specific. Gene Ontology annotation, biological process: positive regulation of transcription by RNA polymerase II. Gene Ontology annotation, cellular component: nucleus. The coding region runs from base 188 to 964 and encodes 258 amino acids. NCBI's taxonomy places the organism in Eukaryota, Fungi, Mucoromycota, Mucoromycetes, Mucorales, Lichtheimiaceae.
CGCCCUUUUCCACUCUUUUAUAUUCCCUUUCUUUCUCUCCUUCUCUUUUCCAUCCUCCUCCUCCUCUUCUUCUUCUCUUCCUCCCUCUCUCUUCUCCAAUCUUUUUUCUCUCUGGCACCCUUCCUUCUCUUGCCGUCUACUUCUUCUUUACGCUAUAUCUCACCACCACCACCAAAACAAACAAGCCAUGACCACUGUGCCCAUCGACAAGACUCGACGCAAGCGCCUCAAGGUCGUAUCAGCAUGUGGCGAAUGCAGACGGAAAAAGACAAAGUGCAACGGCGAAAAGCCGUGCACAGGAUGCAUUCGCGCGAAAGUGGAAUGCAAAUACGUGACUUCUCAUAAAUCCCGAACGUUCGUCCGUCAGCCUCCAAUGAUGAUGUCGCCUUCGACGUCUGACAAAACCAAUAACAACCACCAGCAGACCACUACCGCCAACUGCAACGGCAACAGCAGCACCGACAACAGUCAUCCCCAGCAACACCACCUGCAAUCACCACACCAUCAACAUCAACAACAGCAGGCUGUUUCGGUUGAAGCCAUUGAAGAGCGUCUGGGGGUGAUCGAAGGCAUUCUGAGAGCCUUGUUAAAAGCGCAGCCAUCAACGUUGCAGUUGCCCGUUUUCGGAUCCUCCGGCACGUAUCACCCGCGACAUGCUCCCGCUUCCCAUAAUUGGCAGUCGACAUCGAGCUCCUCCUCUUCUCCUCCCAUCACACCCACCCCGCGACGGCCAACCUCGGCUUUUCAUUUGCCACCUCUGCGCCAGUCUUCCUCGACCACCUCCACGUCAUCUUCCUCGAGCUGUACCUCCAUUCGAAAUCUACUCAACGACGAUGACACGUUGCCUACGCCGCCUCUGACUGCCACCUUUCAAAAAAACCAUCAUCAUCAUCCUCAGUACCAUCAUCAAUACCAUCACAACCCGCCGCCUCCUCGUGUCUACUACGCCGAUGAGUUCCGAUAAAUAUUUCUUCACAUUUAGUAUUUUACAAACCUUAUAAUAUGCUGGUCAUAACACUUUUUUGUUUUAAAAAAUGAUUGUACUCCAUUUUUUUUGUCCUUUUCUAAUUUCCUAUACCCUCUAUUAUAUAUCACACUUUCUUUUUUAAUACAACAAACAAUUUUCUUUUUAGUUUCCUU